AUGUCUGAUUUGGAAGAAGAUGAAGUCGACUUGUUGGAGGAGGAAUUUGCGAGAGCAACUAAAUUCAUCGAACGCAAUCACGAUCAAUUGGUUCAGCAAGAAUUGCUAAAGUUUUACGGAUUUUAUAAGCAAGCAACCGUCGGAAAGUGUAACGUUCCGAAACCCGGAAUUUUCAAUAUGAGCGGUCGCGCCAAAUGGACAGCCUGGAACGAUUUAGGAGACUUAUCGAAGGAGAAUGCAAUGAAAGGCUAUAUACAAAGUUUGACCAAUUUUAAACCGGAUUGGAAUCAAGCCGACGAAGGAGACGAUUUUAAGUCUCAGAAGGGUUCUUGGGUAUCGGUUUCAACACAUGCAAGCCGAGAAAACGAGGAUGAAUUAUCUAACGAGAACAAGACGUUAGUUGAUUUCAUUAAGGAAGGUAAUCUGACGGAACUGAAAACUGCAUUGCAAUCCUCGGACGAAGAUGUAGGUUCGUUGGUGAAUGGGCUCGAUGACGACGGACUCGGUGCCAUCCAUUGGGCUGCCGACCGAGGGAAUGCAGAUGUAUUACGGCUGCUGCUCCAGGUUCCAGGUGUGAAGGUUGAUUUAAGGGAUUCCAGUGGACAAACCGCGCUACAUUUUGCCGCCAGUUGUGGCAAUCGGGAAUGUGUCCAGUUACUGCUGGAUUACGGUGCCGAUCGUAUGCUUUUAGAUGACGAAGGAGCAUCUUGCAUUGACCUUUCGUUUGAUGCGGAAAUAAAACAAAUGUUUCUAUAAAAGUGGGA
Malaya genurostris is the source of this 764-nucleotide messenger RNA. It is a transcript of the gene anox, whose product is annotated as acyl-CoA-binding domain-containing protein 6. The transcript has a single exon. Gene Ontology annotation, molecular function: protein binding; fatty-acyl-CoA binding. NCBI's taxonomy places the organism in Eukaryota, Metazoa, Arthropoda, Insecta, Diptera, Culicidae. Bases 1 to 756 code for a protein of 251 amino acids. The record is from RefSeq and is a predicted model, not a curated record.